This is a messenger RNA of Medicago truncatula (barrel medic), 1869 nucleotides long. Its product is annotated as serine carboxypeptidase II-2. Bases 249 to 1670 code for a protein of 473 amino acids. NCBI's taxonomy places the organism in Eukaryota, Viridiplantae, Streptophyta, Magnoliopsida, Fabales, Fabaceae. The record is from RefSeq and is a predicted model, not a curated record. Gene Ontology annotation, molecular function: serine-type carboxypeptidase activity. Gene Ontology annotation, cellular component: vacuole. The transcript is spliced from 9 exons. Gene Ontology annotation, biological process: proteolysis.
GCGUUGCCCCCACCCUCAAUCCGUGGCUGAGCCUAUGACACCAAUUUUACAACAUGUCAAAAAACACAUGUAUCAUUCAGACAUCAAUAGGUAGAAAACAAAAUUAAAAUAGUAAAUGGCAGAAACAAUGUUGCACUGGACAGUUCCUCCAUUAAUGAACAACCCAAAAGUUGUUCAUUACAUUAAACAAGUGGUCCUUAUAGAGACAAUGUUAUGGAAGAAAUGGUACAUUGGCAAUUGUAUCUGAAAUGGCCAAUUCUGAGUGGUCUCAAAUCUUUGCCAUAACAUUGGCAACCAUUUUCCUAUGCAACAACAAUUUCACAUUUGCAACAGACCCAUUUGUCCAACAAGAACAUGACAGGAUUGAUAGACCACUCCCAGGUCAAAACUUCAACAUCAGCUUUGAACACUAUUCUGGUUAUAUAACAGUGAAUGAGGAUGCUGGUAGGAACUUGUUUUACUGGUUCAUUCAAGCUGAUCAUGUAGAUCCUACUUCAAAGCCACUUCUUUUGUGGCUCAAUGGUGGUCCUGGUUGUUCUUCUAUUGCUUAUGGUGAAGCUGAGGAAAUUGGUCCUUUUCAUAUUAAUUCAGAUGGCAAAAACCUUCAUUUUAAUCCUUAUUAUUGGAAUCAAGUUGCCAAUUUUCUUUAUAUCGAAUCUCCUGUUGGAGUUGGAUUUUCAUAUUCAAAGAAUUCAUCUGACAUUCUCAACAAUGGCGAUAAGAGGACAGCUGAGGAUAAUCUCAUAUUUCUUUUAAAGUGGUUUGAGCGUUUUCCCCAGUACAAAAAAACAGACUUUUUCAUCAGUGGUGAGAGCUAUGCAGGACAUUAUAUUCCUCAACUUAGCCAAGUUAUUGUCAAGUACAACUCGGCUACAAAACAAGAUUCUAUAAAUUUCAAAGGUUUCCUGGUAGGAAAUGCUGUAACAGAUGAUUUCCAUGAUCAAUUGGGGAUUUUCGAGUUUUUGUGGACAAAUGGUAUGAUUUCGGAUCAAACAUUCAAGCUCUUGAACUUGCUAUGUGAUUUUCAGUCAUUCGAACACCCGUCAAAGUCAUGUGAAAGGAUCUUGGAAAUUGCUGAUAAGGAAAUGGGUAAUAUAGACCCAUUCAGUAUCUUUACCCCUCCUUGCCAUGAGAAUGAUAAUCAGCCGGAUAGAAGAAAGCAUAGUUUUGGAAGACUCAGAGGUGUGUAUGAUCCUUGUACAGAGAAUCACAGUAAUAUAUACUUCAAUCGACCAGAGGUCCAAAGGGCUCUACAUGUUAAUCCAGAUCAUAAGCCUGAUAAAUGGCAGACCUGCAGUGAUGUGGUAGGUACUAACUGGAAGGAUUCACCUAGGUCAGUGCUCAAUAUAUAUCGUGAACUUAUUCCUACCGGGCUGCGAAUAUGGAUAUUCAGUGGUAAUACUGAUGCUAUAAUCCCAGUAACAUCUACUCGCUAUUCCAUAAAUGCUCUUAAGCUUCCAACUGUGAGCCCAUGGCGUGCAUGGUAUGACGAUGGGGAGGUAGGAGGAUGGACCCAAGAAUACGCCGGACUCACAUUUGUUAACGUAAGGGGUGCAGGGCACGAAGUUCCUCUGCAUAGACCAAAACUUGCUCUAACAUUGAUCAAAGCCUUCUUAGAAGGAACCUCCAUGCCAACUCUUGAACCACGCACACUCACCGCCACAAUUUGAUAUGAUACAUUCAAGUUUAUGGUUGUUACCUUCCCGUUUGUAUUUGUCUUUAUUAGAAAACAAGUGGUGAAUGCAAUACGUUGUUCCUCAACCAAGGACUGGUUUAAAUAAAGAGGAUACAAAUACAGUUAAUUCUCUUCCUUGAAUAAAGAGAGUUGUACUCGAGUUUAUUUAACGAUUGAGCCAAGUUGUUUGAUUA